GCGUUCACUCACUGGCUCUGGAGGCACUCGGAGGAGCCACCUCUGGAUCGAAAGCGCAUUUCACUCGCCUCUGCGCGCACGCAUACAGCGCCGGACGUCGCUCUGCAGAAAUCAACAAUUACACGGAGCUCCGGCAACAACAACAGCCCUUCCUGCAAAGAUAGUCUGUAGGUUUUAUUCUGUGGGACUCGGCAGCAGCUGCGAGCACUUUGGAGCAUCUGGGCAGGUCGGUUUUUAUCGACAGAGAUGGGACGCGAUGAGAGAAACAUACACGAGAGGGAGGAGGUAGCCUAGAAAAAGAAAAAAGGUGAGAGAAGAGGAGCGUGCAAAUAAAAAUCCGGGACCUGGAGCAGCUCCACAGCAAAUAUCUGACCUCCUCCUCCUCCUCCUCCUCUUCCUCGGACGGUGGCAAAACUGGUUGUUGAAAUGGAGAUGUCGAGAGUUGCGUCUCCUCCUCCAACACACGCGCUGCUGAGGCUGCUCACGAUGAUGAUGAUGGUGUUUGCGUAGGAGUGCUUUAUUUUGCGGCCAGCGUUGGUUAUCUAGUCUCUGUACUGUUCAAACAACUCCAGACAAGCGCUGGAUGCAAGGUUGGCUGCAGGUUGCAAUACAGACCUCCCAGAAAUCAGCUUGAUUUCUGCUGUUAUUAUUAUUGGAGCUCGUUUUGGAGAGUUUUCCACUUCUCUUUGUGCCAGUAUGGAAUUGGACAUGAGAUUUUUUUGCAUGUGAAUGACAAGAAUGUGUUUGGAAAAGUAGAAACAAACAUUAACGAGGGGAUUUUUUUUUUUUACAGAUUUUAAUGAAGCAUCUGCUUUUGUUUUUUGAACCAACAACCGGAAAGGAUCAGUUGUUCUAGAUCUCUGCACCCCCUAUUGAAAUCAGUGUUUUGCUGAUUACAUUACCAAACACUGAGGACUUCUUCCUGUUCCUUUGGGCUCAUUACUCAGGAGCUGAAGAGCAGCAGAGGUCAGGACCUGAGCUCCAAGAGCCCCCACCACCUUCGAUGUGACAGGAAUGAAUUCCUAUUAUCUCUGAAGGGUGUUGAUGGAGAGCCAUUCGAAUGACAGCCGGGACAGUGGUCAUCACUGGUGGAAUUCUAGCUACUGUUAUAUUACUCCUUAUCAUCGCAGUACUGUGCUACUGCAGGCUGCAGUAUUAUUGCUGUAAGAAGGAAGAGUCGGAGUCGGAGGAGGAGGAGCCAGACUUUGCCGUUACGUCCCGCCUCCCACCGGUCCACUCCAAUCAUAACAUUGUGGCGGCGACGGCCGCCGCCUCCUCCAUCCACAAUGGCCCUGCCCUGUUUUCCACCCCUCCGCUGGCCAGGAAACUGACUCGCUCACAGACCUUCUGUCCAUCCUGCACACACUAUGAGCUGCCUUUCUACCUCCAGCCCCCUCAGCCACAGAUCCACCACCAACCUGAUGGGUUGAGGAACGGAGGCGACCGGAUCAGCUACCGCAGCAUCCAGCAGCAGGAGCUGGACCUGCCAGUGCCUGUGAACAUUUCAAACUAUCGCAAACCAAACCUCGCCCGGUCUGUCACCAUGAGGGACAUGUUCGCACGCAGCUGCAGCAUCAGCACUGAUGUGUAGCUGGUUGGUACUUGGUGUAAGAUUAUGUUUAAAUGGCUCAUAAAGGCUUAAGAUGGACAAGGCCUGAGUCAGACUUUGUUUUUUCUUCAUCUUGACCAGUUUAGUCCAGUCUUCUAUUGUGUGAUGUAGUCUGGUCUCAUUCUCCUGGUCACCUCUUGCAGAAUGGAGGACUCAGAUGGCUCUCAGGAUUGCAUUUUUAAAGGUACUAUGCUCCGGUCCAGGACCUUACACUUGGACCAAUAUAGAAUUAAAAGUAUUUGUUGAAUUAAAAAUGUUAGAUUAUCAAUAACAUGACAUGUUUUGAAUAUUUCCUCUUUUAUUUUUUGACAAGAAUGGAAUUAGUUUUGAGAUUUGAGCACAUUUGCGUCAUCCUACUCCCCCUGGCCUCCUCUACCCAUGGCCUGAAAGACAGAGAGAUUCCCUCUAUGUCAAAAUGACAUGUUCGGCAGGGAUUUGCUCUCUGCCACAGCUGCUACAAACACAAUACGAUUAGGAGAAGUCCAGUGUUUUCCUUUUCUAUUGGGAUGAUCUGUCUGUUCCUCCAUCCACACAUUAUUGAGAUUAUAAAGUAAUAACUCGCCACCAGUGGAAGGACUAGAGAACACAGGGGGGAUGUCGUGUUUUAGCUGCCACCCACAGACAUUUUAGAUGGAUCUAACUUAAGGCCAUGAUAUUUUAAGACAUAAAGGGCUCGCAGAAGAUGUAAAAACCCUGGCUUGUUUUCCACAUCCCGUCAUCGAGGUCUCCGGUUUGAUGAGAGGCUUGUUUCUCUUAGUGCCUGCUAACACUGAGUAAGUGAACAAUAUCAUACACUUAAUUAGAGAAAGACCUCAGUGUUUUUGCAGGCACUUUGGACAAUAGGUGCCGAAAGAGGCUGGGUUCUUGUAUGCGUGUGCAUAUGAGUGAGCGUGCCUGCAUGCGUGCGUGUACGACUUGAUUGAUUGUUAUACUUAUUCCAUACCAUUAAACACAAUCUGUCACCGCUAUGAACCCAGUGGUGGGUUGCAAUAACAAUUUAAACAUUUAUCAUAAAGUGUAAAUCCUGAGGUAAAGUUUCUAGUACCGCUUUUUUUCAGAAAAGGUGGUUCAAGGGAUGAUUCUGGGCUAUGUAACCUUGUACCAGAAAAGAGAAAAGACUCUUGAAUUAAGUUCCAACACUUGUACAAGAAGGACUUGCUUAUGUCAGAGGCUGGGGGUGGGAUUAUUGUGACCAAUAAGUCCAACGUACACAUUGCAAACACCAUUUUUAAGAAAAUCAAACUGAGCUUGCGUUCUGUGUAGUCAGCUAAAAAGAUUGGAUAUUUUUAACUACGGUCCAGUCAUGUUCAGAUGCCAAUGUACGUUUGCAAAGCCAGGACUAAAACUUGAAAAGAGAAGCUGUCAUCCGCCAUCGUCGAUGUUGAUGCUUGAAGUCGCUGCAAGUGUUGCUGGGUAAUCAGAGAUGAAACGGUUGGACCCCAACAUACUGGUUCUUAAGAGGUUCAAGGGUUGAACAAACUCUGAAUCAGCCCUGGCACUAGGUUCACUCUGGUUGAAAUAGGGGAACAUGUGCCACUUUACCCUAAAGUCCUCCAUAAUUCAUUUCACUGCACAGAAUGACCAGAGCAGCAGAUAGGACAAACUGAGUGGGUUUUCAACAAGGUUGUAAAUGUUUUUUUUCCUGAUUAAAGCUAUAACACAGGUUCAAGCUGUGGGUGUCACUCAGACACAAACAGUUUUUUUACAGCAACACUUUUAAAUUCAUUAUCGUUCUUGUUUCAGUUUGUGGACUGCCUUUCUUGUGUUUUGUCGCUGAUUUGUUGCUGUCUGGGUUCAUGGGCUAAAGAUUCAUUCACCUUUAAAGACACAUGUAUAAAUAUUUAACGGGUCAUAACAUACACUGCAGUCUCUCUCUUCUCUUGACGCAUUGGACUGAGGAGUAUUUGCUUUUGCUCCUCCGUCUUCUUGGGAUUGUUUUUUUUUGACUGGGCUGGUGUGCUGAUAUUCUGACUGGAGGAGCAGUGGCUGAGUUUUAUGGACACACAUUUAAUGGAAGGAAUUAGUUACUGGUGGCUUUGUGAGGAGUUUGGAGCUGAUUGGAUGUCCUUUCUUGGAUACCCUGCCCCCCCCCCCUACAGCGCUGCCCAAAUGGAUGGUUAAUGCUCUCCCCAUCUCUCUCUCUCUCUCUCUCGUUUUUUCUGUCUCUCUGUUGGUUUAAAAUCAUGCUCAUUUAUUUUCCCAAAGAGUGAAACAGUAACUGACUUUGUUUUUAAGUUUUUCCUCUUGUGACAUGUGCUUUCCUGCAAAUACACUACAACACAAUACACACACACACUUACACGGACACACAAUAGUUCUCAAUGCUAUGCUUUUCUUAUUUUGGAAACUGAAACUAUGUGACAGUUGCACAGGAAUUGUAGUGCCAUAAUGAAUUAUUAGAGAAAUAUUAUUAUUAUUAUCAUUAUCAUUAUGUUUACUAGUGUAUAUUCAAAUGCAGUGUUGCUUUUACCUUAAAGUAUUUGAAUUACUUGCUUUAUUUUAUGAGCCAGCUGUUUUUCAGACGCAGUACAGUACAGCAGAAAUGUUCCU
This is a messenger RNA of Paralichthys olivaceus (Japanese flounder), 4159 nucleotides long. It is a transcript of the gene fam163ba, whose product is annotated as family with sequence similarity 163 member B, genome duplicate a. The record is from RefSeq and is a predicted model, not a curated record. Lineage: Eukaryota; Metazoa; Chordata; Actinopteri; Pleuronectiformes; Paralichthyidae.